AGCGUGCAUCGUGUCCUUCCCAUCUGGCCUGUCCUACAACGCCUGUCCUACGACGUCUACCCAAACAACAAUCUGCCCAGUACUGUGACCGCUCUUGGUGGAGUCUUCGUCUCCUGUGGUAUUGAGUUCAAGAACCCCGAUAUCAGUAUGAGCGGGACCUAUGAGUUGACAGCGCUGACAAAUCACUUCGAUGGUAGAAGGACCUUGCAGAGGCAGAAGUUCAAUGUCAACUUCCGCGAGAGUGACCCGUGGUAAACGAUGUGAUGUUGAAGUAUUUGGCUCUGGUGUAAUAAAUUCACUGUACUUUAA
Molecule: messenger RNA, 309 nt
Organism: Ostrinia furnacalis (Asian corn borer)
Lineage: Eukaryota; Metazoa; Arthropoda; Insecta; Lepidoptera; Crambidae
Exons: 1
Source: RefSeq, a predicted model, not a curated record